Durusdinium trenchii is the source of this 807-nucleotide messenger RNA. The record is from the annotation of a GenBank genome assembly. NCBI's taxonomy places the organism in Eukaryota, Dinophyceae, Suessiales, Symbiodiniaceae.
AUGCACCCACAUGGCAUAAUUGAAAAGGUGCUUUGCCCACCUGCUUCAACAUUUACCAUUACUCCUGCUGGACUACGGAAGGCUGGACUCCUGUGGUUCAGGUGGCAGGGGGUGGGCCGACAGCAAGACGGUGGGUGCGGUGGCGCUGGAAGACGAGCUCCAAGACAAGACGAACCAGGUUCGGCGAGGAGUAUUUUCAGUGGCUGCGACUUCAACUGCUCGUAUCAAGAGAUAUUGCGAACUAGCCCCACUGAACGCGGAGUCGAGAUUGAAAUUCGACGCAGCCGCUGGGAGAUCUUGAAGAUGCUGCACAACAUGAAGCUGUGGCAACGUGCCAACGUGCUGCAUCUCUCACUUGUCCACUACUCCAACGACUUUGAUGCAACAGUGAAGUGCAUGCUGACAUUUUUUUUGGAGGGCCGGCAAAAAUUGGUUCAUGGUAAGAAGAUGCAGGCCUUGCUGGCAGCUGCACGUGCAGCUGGUCUACGAUCCAAGCUUUACAAGAAAGACCUGCAGCAGGUGCUUCAAGUCGAGGAGCACUUGUGGAUGCUGGCGCUUCAGGAAGAGCACCGCUUCUUGGCAGAUGCUGACGCCCUGUAUGAUCGACUGAUGAUACGAGGUCAAAAGGAGAUGGCACGCUUGGGCUGUCCGGAUUGGAAAAAAUGGGUGCCAGCUGUGAGCAGGGUUUUGCCUUGGAUCGCAAGUGCGGUGCAUUGCGUAGGGCUUGAACUUGAAAGACCAGCGACAUUGAUGAGGGCUUUCGCGCAAUAUUCCGUUGUAAGACAGUGUGACCGUGGCAUGUUUUGA